AGGAUAAAGAGGGAAGAGAGUGGAUUGUUGAAGGUAGAAGAAGAGUUGGCAGAAGCAAGAAGGGCUAUUCGGAGAGCCAUACGAGAGAGGAACUUCACUUCACAUCAACAUGAGACCUUCGUCCCCAGAGGGAAUAUUUACAGAAAUGCUUACGCCUUUCAUCAGAGUCACAUAGAGAUGAUGAAGAGAUUCAAAGUGUGGACAUACAAAGAAGGCGAGCCACCUUUGGUCCAUUCUGGGCCCAUGAGCUCCAUAUAUGGGAUAGAGGGGCACUUCAUGGAUGAGAUAGAGAGCAGGACAAGCCCAUUUUUGGCCCAAGGGCCCAAUGAGGCCCAUGUGUUUAUGCUUCCCGUAAGCGUGGCCUACAUCGUUCAUUUCUUAUACAGACCUCUGGUCUCCUAUGCUCGGGACCCGCUCAUGAGGAUUGUCACUGAUUACACCCACCUCGUUGCCCGUAAAUACCCCUACUGGAACAGAACCCUCGGCGCUGACCAUUUCAUUGUCUCUUGCCAUGAUUGGGCUCCAGACAUUUCAAAAGAGAAAUUAGGUAAAGAACUAUACAAGAACCUCAUACGAGUACUUUGCAAUGCCAACAUUUCAGAAGGUUUCAGACCAAAUAAAGAUGUUUCACUGCCAGAAAUCAACAUCCAAGGCUCCAUUCUCAACUCACCAACCCCAACCCACCACCUCCGCAAUCGCUCUAUCCUUGCCUUCUUUGCUGGCGGCGCUCAUGGUAGCAUCAGAGAAACCCUACUCCGCCAUUGGAAGGACAAAGAUGACCAAGUGCAAGUCCAUGAGUACCUCCCUAAGGGCAUUGACUACUAUGCCCUAAUGGGUCGAGCCAAGUUUUGCUUGUGCCCUAGUGGUUAUGAAGUGGCUAGCCCUAGGCUUGUGGAAGCCAUUAAUGCAGGUUGUGUGCCCGUGAUUGUUUCAGAUUAUUAUGAGUUGCCAUUUAGUGAUGUUCUUGACUGGAGCAAGUUUUCGAUACAUAUUCCGUCAGAAAAGAUACCGGAGAUUAAGAGGAUAUUACAAGGGGUGUCAGAGAAGAGGUAUUUGACGUUACUGAAAAGGGUGGUCAAAGUACAAAGACAUUUUCAAGUAAAUCGGCCAGCAAAGCCAUUUGAUGUGUUUCAUAUGAUUCUUCACUCUAUUUGGCUUCGAAGGCUCAAUAUCAGGUUAACAAGUUGA
Messenger RNA from Neltuma alba, 1188 nucleotides. RefSeq names its product probable glycosyltransferase At5g20260. The coding region runs from base 178 to 1188 and encodes 336 amino acids. The transcript has 3 exons. Gene Ontology annotation, molecular function: glycosyltransferase activity. The record is from RefSeq and is a predicted model, not a curated record. NCBI's taxonomy places the organism in Eukaryota, Viridiplantae, Streptophyta, Magnoliopsida, Fabales, Fabaceae.